This is a messenger RNA of Sipha flava (yellow sugarcane aphid), 1474 nucleotides long. RefSeq lists its product as uncharacterized. The record is from RefSeq and is a predicted model, not a curated record. Bases 409 to 1263 code for a protein of 284 amino acids. Lineage: Eukaryota; Metazoa; Arthropoda; Insecta; Hemiptera; Aphididae. The transcript has 7 exons.
AGCAGUCACGUGUCAUACCGUCCUAACGCCACUCUCGUCGGGUGCACAAGGGUUGUUUUGCCGGCAGUGCGUGUCUCGACGUGCCGAGUGGUCGGAGUGGAAAAUCAUUUUUACUGCUCUCCGUUUUCAACCGUUCGACUCGUUGUCGUCUACGUAAUUAUGUGUCGGACGGAAUCGACGCAAAGACUGAAAUAAUAAUAAUAAAAAAUUAAAAAAUUAAAUAUAAUUUAAUAACAUAAUAAAAAUAGAAACGAAUAGAAGUGAGAAAAAUUAUCAUCAAAAACACUAUGUGAUGACUCGGAAUAUCAAAACGGCUGAUUUUUUGUUGAAAAAUAAAAUACACGAAUCAGUGAACAAGAUAUGGAAAGAAUAAAAUGUUCAUGAUUCGUUUAUAAGCUACAUUUGAAGAUGGCUAAAAGUAUGCCAGCUAGAAAAAUAUCCUUCGUUGUGUCAACGUUGCUGUUACUUAUUACAGAACCUUUUGAUGUAAGUGAAGCAGUUCAAAUGAUUGGUGUAAAGAUUCCCGCGUACAUAUUUAUUGGAGAUUCUGUACAACUAUUUUGUAAUUAUGAUUUACAAAUGGACAAAUUAUAUUCAGUUUCGUGGUAUAAGGACAACGAAGAAUUCUAUCGAUAUGUUCCGGCGUCUAAGACACAACUCAAACACAGUUACUACAUGGAUGGAAUCACAGUUGAUCAAGUAUUCUCGGACAGUAAGAAAGUUACAUUGCGCUACGCUAACUUACUAAUGAACGGUGAAUACAAGUGUGAAGUAUCUGCUGAAGCACCAUUCUUUACAACAGUGCACGCUGAAUCCAAAAUGGCCAUCAUAAGUUUACCAAAGCCAAAGGAUCUGCCGAAAAUCAAUGGAGGAUCUGGAAUUUAUCAAAUUGGUGAUACUAUUUAUUUAAAUUGUACAUCCGCCAAAUCAUUCCCCGCUGCCAAAUUACGAUGGUAUAUCAAUGAUGAAAUGGUGGUUUCCAAUUACGACCGUACAGAAAAAUUAAACAGCGGUUUAUACAUCACCAUUUCCAAGUUGAAUUUAUCAGUAGCUCCCAGUCAUUUUCACGCUGGCAUAAUGAAAGUUGUAUGUCAAGCUUCCAUCAGUGUGGGACGCCCAAAAUCAUUACCACCGCCCCAGGAAUAUAAACGCGAUGCAAUACUUUUGGUACGUGGAUCAGCAGUAGCAAUGUGCAUAACAUUCAGCUUUAAAGUAAUAUUAAUAUCAUUAACGUCAACACUGUUUAUAAUAAACACAUCGUGAAAAUUGUAGAAUUGUUAUCCAAUCUUUUUGGCUUCUUCAUUGAAAUUAUGUUAAAUUUAAUGUUAUCUUGUUAUUCAAACAAAAUUGUAUAAUAUAGAUACCUUUUAUCUGCACGAGUUGUAACUACCUACGUAUUCAUAUUAUAACAUGUAAAUAUUUUUUUUUGAUAUUGUAAUAUUUUAGAAAACAAAAUUAUUUUAUAUAAUACUAC